UGUUGACAAUAUGCCUCACUGCUGUGUCCCCCUUUGUUUAAAUCGAUCAGAGAGUAAAACUGAGACCAAACUGUCUUUCUAUCGCUUUCCUCCGAAAGACAAAGAUAAGAAGAGGUGGCUGCAGUUAAUACGGCGUGAUGGCUUUACACCAAGCCCCUGCUCAAGGGUGUGCAGUUGGCAUUUUCCAAAUGGCAAAGCUGCUGGCCCAUCACGUUUUGCUUGGAACGAGGGGAAGACUUUCCCAGGCCACCUCAGCCUUCCACACAAGAAGAGAAAAACAGUACCACUCCCUCCCAGUGGUGAAGAAGGGACAAAUGAACUUGAAUUACAAAAUUCUGACAUUGCAACCGCAGAGCCCCCUAGUACUUCAGACAACCCAACCGCAGACACCCCUAGUACUUCAGACAACCCAACCGCAGACACCCCUAAUACUUCAGACAACCCAACCGCAGACACCCCUGGUACUUCAGACAACCCAACCGCAGACACCCCUAGUACUUCAGACAACCCAACCGCAGACACCCCUAAUACUUCAGACAACCCAACCGCAGACACCCCUGGUACUUCAGACAACCCAACCGCAGACACCCCUAGUACUUCAGACAACCCAACCGCAGACACCCCUCGUACUUCAGACAACCCUUUUAACAGUGUUGCGCUGCUAGAGAUAGAGGUUGACAUGUUGAGAAGAGAGAAUGAAAAAUUGAAAAGAGAAUUGGAGAAACAAAAACAGACCUUUUCCUUCAGCCAAAUAUCUUCCAAUCGUGUCAAAGUAAAAUAUUUCACUGGCUUACCAGAUGUUGCUACCGUCCUGGUUUUGGAAGCACUCUUAUCUAAGUUUGAGCUACAAUAUCAUUCGAAUUGGACAAAGGAGUCCCAGGAGCAAGGUGGAUAG
This is a messenger RNA of Lampris incognitus (smalleye Pacific opah), 895 nucleotides long. RefSeq names its product polycystic kidney disease protein 1-like 3. Lineage: Eukaryota; Metazoa; Chordata; Actinopteri; Lampriformes; Lampridae. The transcript is spliced from 3 exons. Gene Ontology annotation, molecular function: sequence-specific DNA binding. The coding region runs from base 11 to 895 and encodes 294 amino acids. The record is from RefSeq and is a predicted model, not a curated record.